Molecule: messenger RNA, 1907 nt
Organism: Glycine soja
Lineage: Eukaryota; Viridiplantae; Streptophyta; Magnoliopsida; Fabales; Fabaceae
Product: polygalacturonase 1 beta-like protein 3
Exons: 2
Coding region: 79-1704 (541 amino acids)
Source: RefSeq, a predicted model, not a curated record
AAAGGUGGUUUACUACUUCUCAAUCCCAGUGGCAUUCUCCAAUAGCAGGCUUUCUUUCUACUUAUUAUUAGCAGAAAGAUGGCUCCUACUCUUGCCCUUCAGUUUCUUUCUCUUUUCCUUUUGUUCAUUAUGAAUGGCUAUGUCAUUGGAGCUAGAGAUAUGAAGGUAGAACUGCGAGAUCAGAAGCAAGUGGAAUGGUACAAAGCCACAUCAGUGUCCAAUGACGAGUCUAAUGGCAAAGGGUACAUAACCACUUCAGAAUCCGCUGAACCUAAUUACAUAGCUUCAUAUACUGCUGCUAAACACAACCAAAACCAUGAAAAACUCCAUCAACCUUACAUAGCUGGGUACACAAGUGAUGCUGCCAACAAAGCCAAUCAAUACAUAGCAGGGUAUAGGACCAAAACUCAUGAUUCCAAUACACCUUACAUAGCUGGGUACACAACAACCAGUGCUUCCCACAAAGCCAAUCAACCUAAUUACCUUGCAGGGUAUAGGACCAAAACCGAUGAUUCCAAUACACCCUACAUAGCUGGGUACACAACAACUAAUGCCCAUGUGGCAAAUAAUCAACCUAAUUACAUUGCAGGGUAUAGGACUAGCACCACCCAAGAAUCCAAUACACCUUCUUACAUUGCAGGGUAUAGGACUAGCACCACCCAAGAAUCUAAUACACCUUACAUUGCAGGGUAUAGGACUAGCACCACCCAAGAAUCCAAUACACCUUCUUACAUUGCAGGGUAUAGGACUAGCACCACCCAAGAAUCCAAUACACCUUACAUUGCAGGGUAUAGGACUAGCACCACCCAAGAAUCCAAUACACCUUACAUUGCAGGGUAUAGGACUAGAACCACCCAUGAUCCCAAUGCACCUUACAUAGCUGGGUACACAACAACUAGUGCCAAGAAAGCUCCAAAAGGGUCAUCUCAUGAUGAUACCACUGGACCUUACAUAACCCAAUAUGGUGGACCCGGUCCCAAAAAUGACCCAAAAGAAUCUUCCAACUUGGACCAUACAGAGGCUUUCAAGACAGGAUUUUUCGCCUUGGAUGAUCUAUAUGUUGGGAAUGUGAUGACCCUCCAAUUUCCAAUUCAAGAUGUUUCUCAAUUCUUACCAAGAAAAGAGGCUGAGUCCAUUCCUUUCUCAAUCUCACAACUCCCCAGUGUUCUUCAACUCUUCUCAAUCUCUGAAGAUUCUCCUGAGGCCAAUGCCAUGAGAGACACACUUGAACAAUGUGAAGCAGAACCCAUCACAGGGGAGACCAAGAUUUGUGCCACCUCUUUAGAGUCCAUGCUUGAAUUCAUUGGCACAAUCAUUGGUUCAGAGACCAAGCAUAAUAUUCUCACAACCACACUUCCCACAGCCUCAGGUGUCCCUCUACAAAAGUUCACCAUUUUGGAAGUGUCUGAAGAUAUCAACGCUGCUAAAUGGGUAGCUUGUCAUCCCCUACCAUAUCCCUAUGCCAUUUACUAUUGCCACUUCAUAGCAACAGGGAGCAAGGUGUUCAAGGUCUCACUAGGUAGCGAGAAUGGAGAUGACAAAAUUGAAGCUCUUGGCAUUUGCCAUUUGGACACAUCUGAUUGGAGCCCAAAUCAUAUUAUAUUUAGGCAGCUUGGAAUCAAGCCUGGGAAGGAUGCAGUGUGCCACUUCUUCCCUAUAAAACAUCUUAUGUGGGUUCCCAAGCCUUUACAAGCCACCAUGUGAAUGGAAUGAGUUCCCUGGGUUUCUGUAAUAAAGGUCAAUCUCAACAAUGAUGACCAUGUACCCUUUGUGGACUUCCUCUUUGUUUGUAUGUCUUGUGCCUUGUUUUAUGUUAAAAAAUGUGUUUGGCAGAAAAGACUUCAUGUAUGCUUGAUUUUCAGGUAAGAAAAUAUUUCUAUUGGCAGAAAAGACUUUCAUUUUAUUUU